AUAAAAGGAGUGUUACUGAUAGAACAAUAGGCUGUCCCAAGACAAAGCUGAGAUAAUGCAUUGCCGCCUUGACUGCGACUAUGAGUUGCAAGGUCGAAGUUGUCUCAGUCCACACGCGGUAUCAUGAUGUAACCUUGAACCCACAAUCAACCACAAACAGUGAAGCUGAGUAUGACAUUUAUUAGAGAAUAUGUCUUGGUGAUCUUUUUAUCAAAAUUUCCCGUUGGUGUUUGUAAAUAUUGACAUUUGGACGUAUUCGCAUGCAGUGUAAGCAAAAGAGGGCGGCUGUGUUUUCGCUCCCUCGUAUUCGUCACGAGAAAUGCGAUGGGCGACCUAACCUAACCAAUAUGUAUGUUCAAGAUAUGCUAAUGCUUUCACAGUCGGAACGUGAUUCUGCCCGUCGGUCCAAUUUACGUACACGUCAACCGAGGCAUGACGUUUACUCAGAGAAGCAUGAACCAACGAGGUUUCAGCGUUUGUUUCAUCUACCUACACGAUGAUAGAAGUCAUCUCAGGCAAUCACUCGUUAACUACUAGCUACCACUUUUCUCCGUGUUGAGAAACAGUCAACGCUUAUAAAUAUCGACAUAGCCCAGAAAAGACAAGUGAGAACCUUGGGAAAUUAUCACUUGAACAGAAGAAGCAGCUCAUACCGUUCAGUGACUCUCCGUUCACUCGGCAUAUCCUCAAUGUCCCCUUCGCUUGAGUAACCCCUCCAAACCAUAUUUGAGACAUUACUGUGACAUCCAAUCCAAGGAGGUACCUACCUUGGCUGCAUUUUGGUGUCACAGCUGCAUAAACAAAUUCCUCUUCCCACAACAACUUGCUUGUUUUGUCCUCUAUUAUUCUCUCCUCUCACCAUCAUCAUCGUCAUUACCAUUUUUCGCAUAACUCCCCAAUUAUUUAUCCAACCCCUGCAUCUGAAGCUGCAGCUCCCCUAGCCCUGGCAUCAAGAUAGCGUCAUCGAUUAAGCUCACGCGGCCAAACGAGAUAACAGAUAUUGGCGAUUGAACACGUCGACGACAUUCAAUUCCUCUGUAGCGACAUCAAUUGAAUGUGCCCGAUAUCAACCUUCCAUUCAAGCACACCAAAUUAGCCGUUGUAUCGCUCAGGCGCUUUUCUGCAGCUCAUUUAUCCCAUUCCCCUCCACCUCACAAAGUGUUGGGGAUAUAAGCGCCAGCCACCUUUCACGACAGAUAGCUUCAUCAGAUCAGUCAUGUCAGCUCCAAGCACAUUUGGAGAGCUGGGUCUCUCCAUCAUCGGAAUCAGCGCCGAAUAUCCACCAUAUUCCCUAGAUUAUACCUGCCUCAACACCCUUAGUGACAAGUUCUAUCCCGAUACACCUUCUAUGCAAAAGGUCCUCGGAAUCAACAGAUAUACCGGAAUUGACACACGGUCGUCCAUUGGAACACCCGACCAUCCAGCUGUUAACAAGAAAGAUGCGCCCUCAAUAGCAGAGCUCCACACUCUGUUCCUCUCUGAUGGCGUUCCUCUCGCGAUCCGAGCCGCUCGAAAGGCCAUUGACGAGGCCAAGAUUGACAAGAGAUUGAUUACCCAUAUUGUCUCCACAACAUGUACAGAUAGUGCAAACCCAGGCUUCGACCACUUUGUCGCAAAAGGUCUGGGCAUAUCGCAUGGUGUAGAGAAGGUCUUGCUUCAUGGUGUUGGUUGCAGCGGCGGACUGGCAACUCUCCGAACAGCCGCGAACCUGGCUCUUGGUCAUAAAGCACGCGGUCUGCCCGCGCGCGUUCUGUGUGUAGCACUUGAGGUCAGCACCACUAUGGUACGCAGUGAGCUAGAUAGCAUCAACGAGCUGCAGCAGACAAGAAUAGGCGCGUGCCUCUUUUCGGACUGUGGUAGUGCCGCUGUAUUGAGCAACGGUAUCGGUGAACCCUCUGAACCGGUAUAUGACCUCCUCGGCUGGGACCACAGGACCAUACCAGAUACUGAGGAUGACUUGGGGUUUGAUGUUGACCCAGUCGGCUGGAAAGUUGUCCUCACACCUCGUGUCCCCAAGCUCACUGCCGCCUCAAUUGGCCCAGCCUUCAACGACCUCAAGGCAUCUCUGCCCCAACUCCCUCCAGACUAUCAGAAAGCAGCCGACUUCGACUGGGCGAUGCACCCUGGUGGCGCUACCAUCCUGUCCGGCGCUGAGAGAGCCAUGGAUAUCACACCGGAACACCAACGGGCAAGUUACGACACAUAUAUCAAUCAUGGCAACUCAAGUUCAGCUACCAUCUUCAGUGUCAUGGAUCGCCUACGUUCGAAAGAUAUGGAUGCCAUGGCGCCUGACGGACGCGUACGUGACUAUGUCGUUGGUUGUGCUUUCGGUCCUGGCAUCACAGUUGAGAUGUGCAUGUUGAAGCGGAAUAUGUCUUAUGGCGCCGGCUUGCCUGGCCUACAAACUCCACCAGAAACACCGGCUGAAACGGAGACGGAGCCGAGUGAAAUCGGGGAUGGAGAUGGAGAGUGGGGCCGCGAGUCGAGCGGAGAUCCGGCCGAGUCGCCGGAUCAGUAUGCGUUGUUUGUGGCCGACUCGUUGGAGCAUCUAGAUCUAGAUUAGCAUGGAGUUGUGGCACAAGGUUCAUCAUGAUCCAAUUCGAGGGCAUUAGUUGACAGUAGUUAUUAGAAGGAGGUAACAAGAGAGUAGAGGUAAUGAAAUUAUGUACACUUGUACGACUGUCACCAGGGGGUGUUCGUAUAUCGUGACCCCCAAUUCGCUUUCGGUU
Fusarium verticillioides 7600 is the source of this 2729-nucleotide messenger RNA. RefSeq lists its product as hypothetical. NCBI's taxonomy places the organism in Eukaryota, Fungi, Ascomycota, Sordariomycetes, Hypocreales, Nectriaceae. The transcript is spliced from 3 exons. Gene Ontology annotation, biological process: polyketide biosynthetic process. The record is from RefSeq and is a predicted model, not a curated record. Gene Ontology annotation, molecular function: acyltransferase activity, transferring groups other than amino-acyl groups. The coding region runs from base 1217 to 2563 and encodes 448 amino acids.